AUGGUUCAGCCACCUCCGCUACCACCCAUGCCAGUGCAACCGCCGCCGCCACCUCCAAUGAUGAUAACACCUCCCAAUCCGCCUCCAAUAUGUGUGCAACCACCUCCGCCAGGCCCUAUAACCUUUCAACCUCCACCGCCGGAGCCGAUGUAUGUGCAACCGCCGUCUCCUUGUCCGAUCAACGUGCAGCCACCUCCGCUGCCCCCACUCUGCGUCCAGCCUCCAUCGCCACCACCCAUGUGUAUUCAACCACCACCACUAGAACCCUUCUGCCUGCAGCCGCCUCCUCCGGCACCUAUCUGCUUCCAGUCUGGACCGCCUUGCUCGUGCGGUCAGCCCUUCUCAGCGCAACCGACGCCUAUAUACUUAUAA
Molecule: messenger RNA, 372 nt
Organism: Pieris macdunnoughi
Lineage: Eukaryota; Metazoa; Arthropoda; Insecta; Lepidoptera; Pieridae
Source: the annotation of a GenBank genome assembly